AUGCCAGCAUCAGAGCGAGAGUCCGGUGCCGGUAUCAAUACUGAUGCCAGUAAACCCCAAAAUGGGGAAGGAAUACUGCCUCAGACUGAGCCUCAGACAACAACCACAGUCAACCCAGCUAUUUUCGUGACAUCUCCUAAACAAGCUAUUCCCAAUAAUUACCUAGUCUCUCCGCAUAGCAACCCCCAAGCAGGUGUGCUACUUCAGCAGCCUUUGCAGCAGCCUAUCAACACCGCAAUACCGGCAGCUCCAGGGCAAGCUCCAGUUACCGGACAGCCUCCUUCGCAAUUUUUCAUGUACAACGGCCAGUUGAUACCGAUUUCGGCUUUGCAGCCUGUUUCUCUUCAACCAACUGGUGUAAACGUAUCAGUUCCUCCGCAGCAGCCACAGAUCAUUAACUCACACGGAGUCAGCCUUUCUAUCGUAACAGCACAGGCAUCCGCCACCACUCUACAGUCUCAACAACAGAAAGCGGAACAGAAACCCAUCGUCAGUCCUCAGCGAAAGGUAGAAGAAGCGCAGGUAAGGGCCCAAACACAGACAGCGUCAUCCACUCCCCAAGCGGAGACUCAAGGCGACCAUAAAGCUCAUGAGAACAAGGUCAACAAUACAACAGAAAAGACGUAUGCGAAGCAAGGAAGCCAAGAAGGAUCUAUACAUCCUCCGGCCUCGGUGGGCUCCACCUUGACCACGCAGUCACCGUCCGAAGCUUCAAAGAAGGAAAAAAAGAGACGAUCUCUCUUCGGGAGCCCUCUGAAGAUGUUCAAUGAAAUGAAGCAGGCGCUAAAGUUCCCACAGGCUGACAAUCCGCAGGGAAAUGAGCAGUCUGACAAUACAAAUGCAUUGAAAACCGAAGUUGGAUUCGUCAAACAGCUAACGAAGGGAGUUGAGGACCUAGUUCGGCGAGACAAGAACACUUCUGCGCAAACCCAAGCCGAUACCUAUACAGACAACAAUAUCGUAGCCGCACCAGUGCAGUCAGGUUAUACCUCUACGGCCCCAGCAGCGCAACAGACGUCUAAUUAUACCCAAUAUCCAGAUAAUUCUGGAUAUAGUUCUCAAGUUCCGACGGUUUUCGGGUCGCAAGAUCAGCGGCAGUCUGAUUAUGACACUUCUGGGGGGAGCCAGCCACAGAAUUUAAUUCUACAGGGCUAUCAGGUUCAGGCGGAGCAGUUCUACGGUACAUUGACCGGUUCGGCAACAACAGGGUGGCCCUCUUCCCAGUCGGCUGAUUAUGGGAACAAUGCAACGGGAGCCUAUGCAGUCGGCGUAGACGGUCAAGGAACCCAAGACCAAACACUGGCUUCUGGCCAGAGAAUACAGACUCCGGCACAAGGAGACCCCAGCAGCAUUGCACAAGAUCGAGUAGGAGCUGGACAAACGACUGGCAAUACCAACACCAGCGACACCUCUAACACUGUUCCCAUUCAGGAUGAGAACAAUUAUGACGAUGAUGAUGAUUACCUUGAUGACAGUGCAGAUACAACCGAUGACUUCUUUUAA
Messenger RNA from Talaromyces proteolyticus, 1503 nucleotides. RefSeq lists its product as uncharacterized. Lineage: Eukaryota; Fungi; Ascomycota; Eurotiomycetes; Eurotiales; Trichocomaceae. The record is from RefSeq and is a predicted model, not a curated record. The transcript has a single exon. The coding region runs from base 1 to 1503 and encodes 500 amino acids.